AGCCUGGACGCUGUACAGCGUGACCCCCCUGUACCGCUUCCGCCGCGCCCGCCUCAGGGACUACGCGCGGCUGCUGGGCGCCUUCAUCGCCGCCGAGAAGCAGAAGGGGCUGGCGGUGGAGGUGGGCGUCGAGCUGGACAUCAAGGUGGCCCUGUCCAGCCUUGCCGACCUCAGGGGCAGCGAGCUGGACCAGGCUGCCCUCCUGGUGCAGCAUUGCAAUGCUUCUUCUCCCCAUCCCAGCUCUCUUCGAGGUCAAAAGCCUCCUCCAGGAGCUCUGAAGACAAACUGGUGUGGUCGGGCUGGUUCUGCUCCGUGUUUGGAGAUGACCUUUCCGAGAACGUGCCGGAGCAAUUCACCUGCCUGCCCCUGUUCCUGACGCACGGGGCCGAGAGCUACACGUCCUUGGUUGGCAGCUGGUUCCAGAAGACUUUCGACUGCUGCUUCCGCCGCCUGGCCAUCAGCCCCCUGAACCUCAGCUGGAUGGUGGCCAUGUGGGCUGGCUGCAAGCUGGACAGAGCUGCCUCUGCCGUGGAACUCAUCUUCUCCGUGCCCCGCCUGUCGCAGCCCCUGGAUAUUUCAUACGCCAUCCACCCAGAGGAUGCCAAAGCUCUGUGGGACACGGUGCAAAAAACGCCCGGAGAGAUCACCCAAGAGGAGGUGGAUGUCUUCAUGGACUGCCUUUAUGCCCACUUCCACAGGCACUUCAAGAUCCACUUGUCAGCUGCAAAGCUGGUGAAGGUUUCCACAGCGAUUGCCUCAGCACACUGUGAUGGGAUUGUGAAGAUUCUACACAGCCAAUACCUGCCUGGAGUGCUGAUGCUACUGACUGAACUUGCAAUCUCUCAGAUACAGUGAGAGCCAUUUCAGUAGCUCUUCAUACUAAAAAGGCUUUCUGUUUGGACAGUCUGUGCUGAGAAACCUCCAGGAAACUCACUCCUGCAGCAUCUUCUUUCCUCUCACUCUGGCUGUCCAAAGUCAGACUGUAACUCCAGCACUUGGCUGUGUAAUUCCAUGCAUAGCAAAUUCAAGCAGACAUUUGGCCCUGAAGAAGGGCUGCAAUGCAAACUUGUGACAGCUUCCUGAGCAGCUUUGUUUUCUCAGAGUCACUUAUUUCAUUUACGUGCAGGUAUCAGCUCAGAGACAAACAGUGCAACGUACUGGCAGGUAUUUCUGUUGUUUCAAAGUUGGUUUUCAAUGGACAGCCUAAGCUACGCAGACCUUGGCCUUGGCUAAACUGUGCCUACUCUUGGGCUAGCCUAAAUGCAAAGUUCAGCACACCUGAGAAAGGGUGCAUGCUCUAUAAUCCAGGGCAAAAACAAUCCACGUUUCUAACUCCCUUUUUAGCUUGUUAAGGGUACUUGGUAAUGGUGAUACUGUUCAUUUAUGUUCCAGUUGGACACGAGGCAUUUGUCAGCCUGUUGGUUCUCCCAGGCAAGUUGAUAGAUAGGAAAGUGAGGUGUGGAUAAGCGUGAUAGUUACUAGGCUUUGUCCUGAUGUUCAUAAUCUUGGAUGUAAUCCUGUAGGCCAGAGAGCUCUCAGGGCUGGAGCUGUGUGCUAGAAUUUGAUGUUGGAUCCAUCCCUUCUGGAGCAGGUCAGAGCUCAGAGGGACAUUUAAGGAACAGAAGAUAGCACCUGCUAAGACAUUUUUGUAAUACAGUACUAAAUAAAGAAAAUAUUUUCCAUCUUUUGUCUUAA
Molecule: messenger RNA, 1695 nt
Organism: Vidua chalybeata
Lineage: Eukaryota; Metazoa; Chordata; Aves; Passeriformes; Viduidae
Gene: CENPL
Product: centromere protein L
Exons: 3
Source: RefSeq, a predicted model, not a curated record